Messenger RNA from Vespula pensylvanica (western yellowjacket), 592 nucleotides. RefSeq names its product histidine triad nucleotide-binding protein 1 (gene HINT1). Bases 32 to 499 code for a protein of 155 amino acids. Gene Ontology annotation, biological process: purine ribonucleotide catabolic process. The transcript has 2 exons. Gene Ontology annotation, cellular component: nucleus; cytoplasm. Gene Ontology annotation, molecular function: hydrolase activity. NCBI's taxonomy places the organism in Eukaryota, Metazoa, Arthropoda, Insecta, Hymenoptera, Vespidae. The record is from RefSeq and is a predicted model, not a curated record.
AAAGAUCGGUUAAAUUUCGAUUUCUUCGAAAAUGUCGUUCUUAAAUUUCUCAUCGAUUUCGUUCAGACGGAUCGUAUCUUCGAGUGGCAAUAUAUCGAAGAGCUUGUAUAAAAGAAAAAUGGCGACCGAGGUGGAAAAAGCACGAGUCGCUACUCCCGGCGGCGAUACUAUAUUUGGGAAAAUAUUGCGUAAAGAACUACCAUGCAACUUUAUUUACGAAGACGAUAAGUGUGUCGCAUUUAAAGAUAUCAACGCCCAAGCUCCCGUACACUUCUUGGUAAUCCCAAGAAAACCGAUUUCACAAUUGUCAAAAGCGGACAACGAGGAUGAAGCUUUGCUGGGCCAUUUGAUGUUGGUAGCUCAAAAAGUGGCGAAACAAGAAGGUCUGAAUAAUGGUUUUCGUUUGGUAAUCAACGACGGAAAAGACGGUGCGCAAUCGGUCCUUCAUCUGCACCUGCAUGUACUCGGUGGUAGGCAGAUGCAGUGGCCUCCGGGUUAACGAGUUAUACGAUCUAAUCUUAUUUCGCACGAUUCAAAAUUCAUGUACAACGUGUUUCUCUUUCGAAUGUUAAUAAAGAGUUGAGGUUAUGAA